Messenger RNA from Gigantopelta aegis, 1396 nucleotides. RefSeq lists its product as uncharacterized. Bases 119 to 1396 code for a protein of 425 amino acids. NCBI's taxonomy places the organism in Eukaryota, Metazoa, Mollusca, Gastropoda, Neomphalida, Peltospiridae. The record is from RefSeq and is a predicted model, not a curated record. The transcript is spliced from 2 exons.
AUUUGAUAUGAAUGUUAAAAAGUACAAAACAAAUUAAAAGUUUUAUCAUCUAUGUUGACUAUGAUUCUAUGAAAAUAAUUCAUUUCACAGUUUGACGUUCUUAUAGAGAAUUUGCAACAUGGAUGAGCAAAUAGCAGACACACAGACUAUUGUGAGCAAAAUGGAAGACAUUAUUGGCAGUGAUGCAACACAGAUGUCACAAGAACCAUCCACUCAGCUUCUCCUGCAAAAUAUUGAUGAUGUUAUUUCCAGCAGUUCCAUUUUACCCAAAUCAUUGGAGAGUGAAACAACUGUAAAGGAAAAAACUUUGGAAUCGCUCUCUGCAGCUUCAGGUGUAGAAUCUAUUGGUGUAAUCAACACAGAUACAUGUAUUUCAACUAAUGUUGAUCAAGCUUUAAGUCGCAAACGGCUUCUAGAAGAAGAAACCUGUAAAUCAUCACCAAAAGUUCAAAAACAUUUCACAGAUGACAAAACUGACGAGACUGUGAUACAUUCAUCUGAAAAAUCAGCAGGAGAGAAAAACCAAGUACAUAAUAUUAUGCAUAUUGGUGAAAAUCUUGAUUCUAACAAAUCAUUGGUAGAACAAAAAACAAUACAGCGUAGUGAAAAUACCGCUCAGUCUGUGCAUGUAAUUACAGAGAAACGGUCAACAAUGUUUCUGCCAAGAUCACUAAGUGGUAAGCUUCCAAAUGUUAGUGAGAAUACUGAUGGUAAAUUCAAGGAACAAAGCAAGUUGGAGGAGAAGGUUUUGCACAGUGUAGGAAUGGGGGAAACUGUUUGGCAUAGUACAGAAAUGAAGGGAAAUGUUUUGCACAGUACAGAAAUGAAGGGAAAUGUACACAGUACAGAAAUGGAGGAAAAUGUACACAGUACAGAAAUGGGUGGAAAUGCUUUACACAGUACAGAAAUGGGUGGAAAUGUUGUACACAGUACAGAAAUGGGUGGAAAUGCUUUACACAGUACAGAAAUGGAGGGAAAUGUUUUGCACAGUACAGAAAUGAAGGGAAAUGUUUUGCACAGUACAGAAAUGGAGGAAAAUGUACACAGUACAGAAAUGGGUGGAAUUGUUGUACACAGUACAGAAAUAGGUGGAAAUGCUUUACACAGUACAGAAAUGGAGGGAAAUGUUGUGCACAGAACAGAAAUGGGUAGAUAUGUUUUACACACUACAGAAAGGGGGCAAGAUGUUUGUGAAACGAUGGAGGAAAUCAUCAGCAAUGAGAAAGAAAAGAAUCUAUAUACAUGUGAAGAGGUAGGAAAGAAGGAAAAGCUACUGACUCUGGAAAUGCCGGGAUCCGUUUCUCCUGUGGUUACCACGGUGAUACCAGACGAUUAUGAAGAAUCACAGCGGAAAGAUAUCACUGCAGAAUCGUGGGAUAGGUAUGUUAAUGAAUAA